Vicia villosa (hairy vetch) is the source of this 1304-nucleotide messenger RNA. RefSeq names its product biogenesis of lysosome-related organelles complex 1 subunit 2-like. The transcript has 4 exons. The record is from RefSeq and is a predicted model, not a curated record. Bases 419 to 802 code for a protein of 127 amino acids. Lineage: Eukaryota; Viridiplantae; Streptophyta; Magnoliopsida; Fabales; Fabaceae.
GUCGUUUCUUGAAAAACAAGAGAGUAGAAAAGAAAAAAGGAAACAAGUCACCUCACAAAGAGAGUAUUAUUGAAACACUGCUUCGUCUUCAUCCGAUUGAUUAACUCAUCAUCACCAUACCUACCAACCAAAUGCUAUGAAUUAUCAAAAACAGAAUACUGGAAUGACGAGCUACUUCAGAAAUUGAACACUACUAAAUGAAAGUAAUGCAAGGAUAGCCCAUUUAUCUAUUUUCCUGAUUUCUUCAAGACGGCGACUCAAGCUCAACCUUAUUUAACUGCAUCCAAAUCUUACUGCUACAGCUAGCAGCUAUCUUCUGCAGCUUGGACCAUAAAACAACACUUGGUCGGUUGUUGCAUUGGCUUGCAUAGUUACUCCUAAUCUUCCACUGUGAAUCGGUCAAUUAUAUACUCCAAACAUGGAAAAUGUAAAGAAAGAUGAAGCCCAAGAUCAGAAGCAUGAUGAACUUGCUGAGUCACUAAACGAUCUCUUCAGCAGUGUCGCCUCCAUGAUAAAAUCGGAGCUUCAGGGGACUAAUAAUCAUCUAGAGCUAGUGGAGAAAAUGAAUGCAAAGGUCGCAGACGAGUAUAAAGGGUUUGGUGAUUUGGCUUCAGGGUUAAGGGUGUUUGUGGAGCAACUGAAAUGCAAAAGUGGUAGCUUUAACGAGUAUGUUGAGCAGAUUGAUGCAAUAGAGAAGCAAGUGACAGAAUUUGAAGCAGUGAUCUCUAUGCUUGAUAAAUAUGUGGCUUUGUUGGAAUCAAAAGUCCAAUCUCAUUACCAAACCAAAAGUCCAUCUUCUUAAAAUAAUGUACCGAUUGAGAAAAUGGGUAGGACAAAUGAGUAUGUUAAUUUGGAUCCUCGAAUUCCCCUGUAUCAGGUUUUAAAAUAAAGGACUGCGACUGCGAUCUUGACUGCAACAAAAGGGCUUUUGAUCUAACUAGAACUUGAUCGCAAUUUAGGCUGCAAUUGACCAGGUUUUUUGAUGCGACUGCAACUGUUACUGCAAUUGCUAUGUAAAACCCUACUCGCUGUUCCCAGCAGUGUCGAGUUAUCUUGUUGACUGGAUCCCAUGAUCACCCCUAGGAAAAACUUUUGUUGUUUUAAGAAAGGGUAGAAAUAUAUUACUGAUAUAUGUUCAUAAAUACUUAAUAUAGAAUGUAUAAAAUAAUAGCAUGUAUUGUAAUAAGAGUCUAGAAACUGAUUUAGUUCUUACUCUUUAAAUAAUUAUAAUUAUGGUUUGUUAUUUUGAGAAUAUAAAAACAUUUUUUUUGUAUAAUUGACAUAUUAUUGAUAGUUAGAUCCAA